AAUUCCAUUUUUAAUAUAUCAUAUCGUUCAAAACGCAUGCGUGAGUUCCAAAUCCGACGCAUGCGUACAAACGCCCGUAAAAUGGCCGCCCUUGCCACAUUUGCGAACACCAACUAAAAAUAUUUUGCCAAUAAAUUAUGUUAUGUCGGUUUUCAAAAGCGUAUUCGAAUAAAACAAAAAAAUAAAACGAUCGUAUUUCAAAAAUUGAACGCCAAAAUGGCGGACUGUUGUGCUGUGUGAUGUAAAUUCAGUUUUAUUGUGGAUAUAGUGUUGACAGAUCUGUGGUGAGCAUUAAAGAUGCUUGGAAACGAAGUUUCUUGAGUAUUGACUGUAACAUGCAUUGAUCUUAAUGACUUGAAAUCAAGUUUCCGUUUUUUGAGGAUAACAAGUCAUUGGCCUUGAGAAAUAUUGCAAAAUGGGACGGAAUUCUACUGAACAUGUCAAUCCUGAAUCUAUGGAAUCAUAAGAUGGAUUUUUGCUGCCACAUCGCCAUAAGAUUCACGAGGGGUUUCAUAAAAAUCACAUUAAUAAUAUACUUGUUCUGAUAACAUGUCUGGUAACACGCACUGAUGAAGUCGAACAUGGACAAGAGUAUAAAAAAGAAGAACAAUGUGAACGGGAAAUACAAGAAGAAUGGAAAAUCUGAGAACUACAGGAUCGACGAUGACGUCAUUACGACUUGCUGUCUCUGCGUCAAAACAAAGAAAAGUAAGAAAAAGAGUUUUAUCGCGGGAUGCGUGACGAAUUUGGGAAUCUUUACUUUACUCCUCGCUUACACCCUGGUCGGUGCUUUCAUAUUCCUAGCAAUCGAAGGAGGCGCAGCGAAGAUACACCAGAAAACCCUCGCAACCACUUCCUACCAAGCAAAUGAGAACCAGAAAUCAGUUCCUUUAACGAAAUUGAAUGGUACAAUCAGUCAGGCCAGUGCGGAGUUGAGAUCACAGACAGUUGAAAGCAUUUGGGAGAUAACAGUGUCGUUAAACAUUUUGUAUAAGGAGAAUUGGACGAGGUUGGCUGCGCAGGAGAUUGCCAGGUUUCAGGAGAAGCUGGUGGCGAGAGUGGCGGCUGAUGUGUCGGCGCAGUAUGGAGGAGCGAGGGCCCUGGAGUCAGCCCCGGCCUUGGUCGUUGAUGACUAUGAAUGGAACUUUGCUAAAGCUUUUCUUUAUUCCUUAACUGUUCUUACUACAAUAGGUUACGGCAGCGUGGCGCCUCGAACGGCUUUAGGGAAAGCAGUUACAAUAGGUUAUGCUGUCAUCGGCAUACCUUUAACACUACUAUACCUCUCCGUCGUAGGAGCUCUGCUAUCACGACUAGCACGUAGCGUGUUUAGCAGAGCCCUGUGUUGCUGCAUCUGCACCAAGUGCGGAUACUGCUGUCUUGACGAAAGAGCUAUGACCAGCAAAGAAAGAAAAGAAAAAGUACGAAGGCAAGACGAUUACAGACACCAAACUCUGCAUCUCCAAGAACCGUACUACGUAAGAUCGCCAUCUGGAACGAUUAUAUCAGCGUCGCAAGCUCACAGUGUUAGCACAAAUUCUAUCAAAGAUAAAUCGCAAGGUUUAAGUUUUCUAAGGGACUGUGAUUCAAUGAGCUGCACUGAUACCGACUCCAAGGUUUCGUUACGAGGAUUCUCUAUCCUAGCACCAAUUUCUUUAUGUUUGGCAGCGAUUUUCACGUACAUCUUCUUUGGGGCUCUAGUCUUGUAUCAACUAGAAGGCUGGAGCCCCAUCGACGGUGUUUACUUCUGCUUCAUGAGUCUCAGCACCAUCGGCUUCGGGCAUUUGGCUCCAGGUGCGACUCAAAGGAACGGAGCCUCGUCUGGCACAGUUUGGUUCUGCUCAAUUUAUAUCAUGACUGGCCUCGCUCUCACAGCAAUGUGCUUCAACGUCCUACACGACGAGAUAGUACACCGACUUCGACAUCACGAGAAAGUGCUAAAGGCUAAUAGCCAGAAGGUUUUGACAUCAGAAUUUCUUCAUCGCUCUUGACGAGAUGAAAGUGGGAACUUGACUGAUGAAACAAUGAUUCAUUCUGAGGGAGAAUCGUUGCCCGAAGUUUUGCAUCACGUUUCGAAUAGAUACGAAGGAGGUGCAAUACGUCGUAGUGUGUACACCCUUAAAGAGUUAAAGGAACCGGAAAGGGUCACUCCUAUGUAGGUUGGUCUAAUUUGAUUCCCAACCCGUAGACACGUAUAAUUUUGAGGACAUUAGAAAAAAGGAUUUGAAAAACAGUCUCAAUACCAAACCUAAGUAAAUAAAUGACUGACAUUAUGUGUUAAUUAUUUUAAUUAGUUGACUAAUUAUGAAAUAGGAACUAUAUAGGACAGUAUACUUGUGUUUAGAAAUAAGUUACUCCUAAGUAAACUUAAGGGAACCUAUUUAAAUAUUUUAAGGAUUAUUGAUUAUAAAAAAUGGUUUUUUGUACGUAGAUAUUAUACAUUAGAGCGUUUGAAUUUAUUUUACUGUUGUAAUUUUUAGAAAUAUUGGAGUAUGCCAAAUUAUAUUGUACACAGUAUGAUAUUGAUAGUUCGUACAUACGUAUCAUAUAACUAAAUUAUAUGAGGCAGUUGUUAAACGACUGUUUAGCUGACUCUAAAGACCUACAAUAAGACAAGGUCAAAAA
Molecule: messenger RNA, 2622 nt
Organism: Trichoplusia ni (cabbage looper)
Lineage: Eukaryota; Metazoa; Arthropoda; Insecta; Lepidoptera; Noctuidae
Product: potassium channel subfamily K member 18-like
Exons: 3
Coding region: 570-1988 (472 amino acids)
Biological process (GO): potassium ion transmembrane transport; stabilization of membrane potential
Cellular component (GO): membrane
Molecular function (GO): potassium ion leak channel activity
Source: RefSeq, a predicted model, not a curated record